GUACAGGUGUCGCACCUGCAAAGACUGAUGCAGGGACUGCCGGCGAGUUUCCAGGUGAAGGAGACUCGCCUGGACUGGCACGUGCGAGUGCCGAUCUUGAUCCUGGACUUCCUUCCGGCAGCUACACCAUCCGGCGACCACUUCCCGCCCAUUCAGGUGGAUGUCAGCAUGGGCGAUCUGGACUCCUCUGGGGUGCGCAAGGGCCACGUGGAUCGGCUCAUCCAGGGGGCGCUCUCCAGAUCGCCCAAGGCGGCUUGCCUGGUCCUUCUGGUGAAGCGCUGGGCCAAGAUCGAGGGACUCAACAAGUCCUUCGAGGGUCACCUGUCGCCCCUGGCAUGGACUCUGCUUUGCCUGUACUUCCUGGUGGUCACGGACCGGCUACAACAGAAUGCGCUCACGGCGUCUGGUUGGGACGUGCCUUCCCCGCCUUCGGCGCAGCUUUGCGAGUCCUGCGUGUCGCACGAAGAGCUCGCGGAGUUUUUCGACAUGGUGGCCGGCUUCCAGAAAUUCCUGGAGUCGCGGGAGAAAGACCGCAGAGGGCCCAUGGGCAUCCGCCUGAUGCCGGACUGUCGGCCGCUCACCGGGCGCCCGGAUGACCCGGCCGUCUUCUUCCUCGAAGACCCUGCCGCCAGGGCGGUGUCCAUAAAUGGCGUCAACGUGGCACGUGGAGUGAAGAGUCCGGAAAAGUGGCGGCAUCUUCUGAGCCGCUGCCAAGGUGCUGCCAAAGCCCUGCGUGCGGGCGCCAACCCGGCGGACUUCUUCGCCCGGCGGCUCGCUGCCGGCGCUCCGAAAGCCGCUCUUCGGUCCAAAGCCAGGCCGAUGGCAAAAAACCGGACACCGACGGAUCCGGCUGAGUCUUCGGAGCUGCCGGCGGCCUCUUCCGAGAG
Molecule: messenger RNA, 887 nt
Organism: Symbiodinium necroappetens
Lineage: Eukaryota; Dinophyceae; Suessiales; Symbiodiniaceae
Source: the annotation of a GenBank genome assembly